This is a messenger RNA of Rhagoletis pomonella (apple maggot), 2725 nucleotides long. RefSeq lists its product as uncharacterized. The coding region runs from base 685 to 2031 and encodes 448 amino acids. The transcript has a single exon. The record is from RefSeq and is a predicted model, not a curated record. Lineage: Eukaryota; Metazoa; Arthropoda; Insecta; Diptera; Tephritidae.
AUAAAGAUAUAUCUUAAUUCGGUAACUAAAUAGUUCGGUAUCUCGGAGUGGCGAUUCUGACUUUUAAUUUAGCGUAAAUGUAAGCUAUACCAUUAGGACUGGGUUCCAUAGACAAUUUUUUAACCUAAUAUUACGUAGCUCAUCUUUAAGCGAGAUCUAUGUAUGUGAAAAGUGAAAAAAACUUUAAUUUUAUUUUGGCUUAAUACAGAUGUUCCAGCCCUAAAUUAACCUUUAAUGUUGGCAAUUUUACGCUGUUGAUCAUUGGGGCCCAUACCUGUUGUUAUUCUCCAACUUUAUCCCGAAACGUUCAAAGUUUCCUUCUUUGAUAAUGUGCCGAUAAAUUUAUUUUUAAUAGAUUUUCUUAUCAUUUUGAAAAUAAGUUUGAUAUUUAAAAUUCAGAAAAACAUAAUAAAAAGUGAUUGGUCUGAAAAUUACCCGUAACCCGAGAAUUUUCUCACAAAGCGCAAAACUAGCCAUAGCGGCCCAAAAUUUCUGAGUGUCAACUAAAUUCAUUGUUUUAAGUAAAAAAAUUUCGCAAGUCUUAAUUCUGUUAUCCGAAAAACAGAGGCGUAAGAAAUCACUACCAAAAGUUUUGAAUUGUUUUUGUAUGCGUUUGCAUGCAGCUCAAAGAAAGCGGGGAAGGGUGAAAUAGGCCGGAGCGCGAUCAGCUAGUCGUAGUACAAAAUGUCCUAUGAAAUCAAAUCGACACCAUUUUUUCGACGCAUGGUUAGUGCCAGCAAAAAGAAUGGCCAGCUGCAGCGGUUGAAGGAGGAAUAUGAACGUAUUAAGGCGUUCAACGAUCGUACAAUCGAAAUAAAGAUGCGUCAGAUACGCUUGAAGCGCCUAUUUCGCGAGAUCGAAGAAAUCAAGGAGUCAUCAUCGCAGUGCAAACAACGACGCGUAGCCCCAGAUCGUUUGAAAACAAACGAGGAGAUGCGUAUGGAGACGCUGCUCAAGGCCAAGGCGCUGGGAAAGGAGUAUUCGAAAAUGAAUGCGUUGGCUGAUCGUUGUACAUCGCGUCUUUAUACUAUGGGGUCGGGUGCUGCUGUCGAGUGCAUGCCUUCGCGCGUCGAAUUGGAGCGCAAAGCGCGUUCAGAUAAACGCAUCAGUUACGGCAAUGAUUGUUCGCGCAUGAAUAUACAAAAGAUUGCAACAGCGCAUCGUAAGCCGGCUGGCAAGCAGGUACUCGCUGGGGAAAAACGACUCAAUGCAUUAAAAGAGAAACUAAAAACUCGGCUAUCGUUUGGCAACUCGUGUUCCCAUCGCAAUCUAGCGAAGAAAGUCAAGAAAGAAAGCCACAAAAAGACUACUGAUGCCGCAUCAAUUAGCUUGUUAACCAACUCACAAAUUGCACAUAUGCUGGAACGAGACUCCCAAUGCCAAUUCGCGUGUGCCGCUGAGUCUAAUGAGCUGCCGAUUAUGUCGUUUACCGAUUCUGCACAGCAUCGCAAAAGCUUCGCCGAUAUAUGCACAAGCAGCAGUUCUCGAACAAUCGCCAACCAGCCAGAUGGCACUGCCAAAAGUGAAGAAGAUCCACAUGUUCGCGCGAGACGACACUGGCGCAGGCUCGCACUCAUUGCACGCCAUCGCCUUGACACACUUGGUCGUUGUUAUAUGCAACCUUCCAUAGAAAAUACCCAAGAAGAAGACUCGGAAGAGUAUACUUUGCGCGGAAUUUCCAAUGACACUGACCUGCCAAUUAGUCAACUUUGUGGCAAACUUGCGCCACCUGAUUCGGAGAGUGAUCUAUCGCUCGGUGAGCUGUUGCUGAGCGUUGAGUCGCUCGCUCCAUUGGAGAUGCAACCACUGCCGGAUCCUACGACAAUUUGCACAGGAGCACGAACUACUGACGAGGGCACCAAUCAAAUGGAUACGCGACGCAAGGUGCAGCAAUAUGUGAAAAUAGGUAAGCCGAUUGUGCAUGCGGCACAGAAAGAGUCUUCAGAGUUAGGUUUUGAGAAGAUUCGCAGUAUUUUCGAACAUCAGACUGCCGCAGCAGUAGAGGCGCACGAAAUGGGAACGGAGAAGUAGAAUAGCUUUCGCUGUAUGUAUGUAUGUAUGUCUCAAUAGGCGGAAAAAAGAUGCGGUGUACAUUAUUUUUGGAUUAAAAUGUAAAAUUCUAUGAGGAUUGUAUUUUUUUUAGUCAUGGCAACACGCCAAAAUAUUACAAUUAGUCUUUAGUAAGUGAAAACAGCGUGAAGUUAAAAUAUUUUUAUAUGAUUAUUUUGGCAUUUUUAUACAUAUGUACAUAGAUACAUACGUAUGUAUAUAUUUAGAAGAUUUGCUAACUCUUGUUUUAUGUGCCAAGUUACAAUGUUAGUAUAUUCGAAUUUGCUGCUAUUUCUUAUGCAGGCGCUUACAUAGACACACCAUAGUUCAUUCCAAAUAGACUUAAUCAAAUAAACUGCCAUUGUACCAUAGCACAGUUAAAAAUUUCAGUUAAUAAAAAAAUUUAAAAGCAAAAUUAAUAAACUUUACCUAUUAUUAUACUUGUAUGUACAUUAGACCUUACAAACAAACAAAAAACGUUCGCCGUACGCUCCUGCGUCUAAAGUAUGCAACACAAGUUUGCAACACAAUUUCUAAAUUUUUUUUUUACAGAAGCUAAAAGUCACCUUUUUACAGUUUUCGGUAACACCAACAUUUGGCAAUAAAAAAUUGAUCUCUUUUAAAUAUGUAGCUCUAGUGGAAUAAUAGAAAUACUUCAUUAUAGAAAAUAGAAAAU